Messenger RNA from Drosophila simulans, 3279 nucleotides. It is a transcript of the gene JYalpha, whose product is annotated as sodium/potassium-transporting ATPase subunit alpha. Gene Ontology annotation, molecular function: ATP hydrolysis activity; ATP binding; P-type sodium:potassium-exchanging transporter activity. Gene Ontology annotation, cellular component: membrane. Gene Ontology annotation, biological process: intracellular sodium ion homeostasis; intracellular potassium ion homeostasis; sodium ion export across plasma membrane. The record is from RefSeq and is a predicted model, not a curated record. The transcript has 7 exons. Bases 191 to 3220 code for a protein of 1009 amino acids. NCBI's taxonomy places the organism in Eukaryota, Metazoa, Arthropoda, Insecta, Diptera, Drosophilidae.
CCCCCUUUCCCACUUCCCAUCAGUAUUGACUGGCACGCUUACAUAAGCCUCGUAGUCUGGCGUUGCGAUAAACAAAGUGCACCAUGUACGUGCAGAGAUUGCUCGGAAGCGGAACCGGUGACGGAUUAUCCUCCGCUAAUUUCUUAGCAUCAUAGCCCUUUUAAUCAAAAAAACUACAAAACGUUAGAGGAUGCCAUCAAAAAAAAAAAAUAAAGAACACAAAAUUAAUGGAAAAGAAAAGAAAAAGGACAUUCAGUCUUUUAAAAAAGAUGUGGAAACUGACAAUCAUAAAAUAUCUGUAGACGAACUAUUAGAGCGCCUAAAGACAGAUCCUAACAGGGGAUUGUCUUUUGCUGAGGCCAAGUUAAGAUUGGAAAUAAAUGGCCCUAACAUACUUACGCCGCAGCCUCCAACACCAAAAUGGAUUGUUUUCUUAAAAACCAUGUUUGGUGGAUUCGCAAUACUACUUUGGGCAGGAUCUUUUCUUUGUUUUGUCGGAUAUCUUAUACAAUUACAAACCCAGCACGAACCACCAGAUGACAAUCUCUAUCUUGGCAUUGCAUUGACUGUUUUGGUAAUAGUCACAGGGUUAUUUACAUAUUUUCAGGUUCAUAAAUCCUCUUCUAUAAUGGAUUCAUUUAAAAACCUUGUUCCACAAUACGCUACAGUUAUACGAGAAGGAGAAGUAAACACAGUAACUUCAGACGAACUAGUAAAAGGAGAUAUUGUGGAAAUUAAAUUUGGUGAUAGGGUACCCGCUGACAUUCGAAUAUUGGAAGCUCAUGGACUUAAAGUGGAUAACUCUUCCUUGACUGGAGAAUCCGAGCCUCAAGUGAGAUCUACAGAGUUUACACAUGAAAACCCUUUGGAAACAAAGAACUUGGCUUUCUUCUCUACAAACGUACUCGAAGGUACCUGCCGAGGUGUUGUCAUUGCAACUGGGGACAAUACAGUAAUGGGACGUAUAGCAAACUUAGCGGCAGGACUGGACGAUGUUCAGUCACCCAUUUCCCGGGAAAUUCAACUUUUUAUUCGGUUUAUUACAAUAUUUGCAGUAAUACUAGGACUAUCUUUUUUUGCGAUAAGUUUAACAUUAGGUUAUGAAUUUAUUGAUGCAGUUGUGUUUCUUAUAGGCAUUAUAGUCGCAAACGUACCAGAGGGCUUACUCGUAACUGUUACCGUAUGUUUAACCCUUACUGCAAAGCGCAUGGCAUCCAAAAAUUGUUUGGUUAAGAACUUGGAAGCUGUCGAGACAUUGGGUUCGACAUCAACAAUUUGUUCAGACAAAACAGGAACCCUGACUCAAAAUCGAAUGACUGUUGCUCACUUAUGGUAUGAUCAAAUAAUUGUUGAAUCUGACACUACUGAAUCUUUUCGAGGAUCCCAUUUUAAAAUUGAGGAUAAAUCUUUUAAUGCUCUUUUUAUGUGUGCCGCACUUUGCAAUUCCGCUGAAUUUAAAGGUGGUCAAGAUGAUAUACCCGUAUUUAAAAAAGAUGUCAAUGGCAACGCAUCAGAGGCUGCUCUUUUAAAGUUCACCGAAACUAUUUCUGGAGGUAUUAGUGCUUUUCGUCAAAAGCAUAUCAAAUUGACCGAAAUUCCCUUUAAUUCAACGGAAAAAUAUCAAGUUUCUGUUCACGAAUUUAAUUCAGGAGAUGGAUACUUUAUAGUUGAGAUGAAAGGAGCACCAGAGAGAAUAUUGGAUCGCUGUAGUACGAUACUAAUUCAAGGGCAGUCUGUAGAACUUACACCUGCAUUAAAAUUGGAAUUCGAAGAAGCUUAUUUGGAAAUGGGCGGUAUGGGCGAAAGAGUAUUGGGAUUUGCUGACCUUAUACUUCCCAUGUCUAAAUACCCAAUUUCUUACGAGUUCAACGCAGAUCCUCCAAAUUUUCCAUUAGAAAAUCUUCGUUUUCUGGGAUUAAUAUCAUUAAUAGACCCGCCACGAGCAGCCGUUCCAGACGCAGUUGCAAAGUGCCGUUCAGCAGGUGUACGUGUAAUCAUGGUAACUGGAGAUCACCCUAUCACAGCUAAAGCCAUAGCCCGCAGUGUGGGCAUAAUUACAACGCCUACUGCAGAGGACAUUGCCAAACAACGUGGCGUCACAGUUCUCGACAUCGAUCCCCGACAAGCCACUGCCAUUGUGGUCCACGGUGGUGAGCUUCGGGAGAUGAAAGCUGAAGAGUUAGACGCUGUGAUAUACUAUCAUAAUGAAAUCGUUUUUGCCCGAACCUCUCCGCAGCAAAAGCUUAUAAUCGUAGAAGCUUGCCAAAGACGUGGUGAAAUCGUUGCUGUAACUGGCGAUGGUGUGAAUGACUCUCCAGCACUGAAAAGAGCCGAUAUUGGCGUUGCAAUGGGUAUUUCUGGAUCUGACGUUUCCAAGCAGGCGGCAGAUAUGAUUCUAUUGGAUGACAAUUUUGCGUCCAUUGUUGUUGGCAUUGAAGAGGGGCGGAUUAUUUUCGAUAAUCUUAAAAAGUCCAUCGCAUAUACCCUGACUUCAAAUCUUCCUGAAAUAGUGCCGUUUUUAUUUUUUGUGAUAUUUGAUAUACCUCUAGCUCUAGGCACUAUAGCAAUCCUAUGCAUCGAUAUCGGCACUGACAUGCUUCCGGCAAUAUCGCUAGCUUAUGAAAAAGCUGAAUCUGAUAUAAUGGCGCGUAUGCCAAGAGAUCCGUUUGAAGACCGUUUGGUAAAUAAAAAGUUAAUUCUAAUGGCUUACUUGCAAAUUGGAGUUAUACAAACGGUUGCAUGUUUCUUUACUUUUUUUGCUAUAAUGGCAGAACAUGGAUUUCCCCCCUCCAGACUUAAGGGAAUUCGAGAAGACUGGGACUCAAAAAAUGUAGAAGACCUUGAAGAUGGCUACGGACAAGAAUGGACCUACAGGGAACGUAAAGUUCUUGAAUAUACAGCAGGCACCGGGUUUUUUGUGUCGAUUGUUGUGACACAGGUUUUCGACCUUUUAAUAUGCAAAACUCGUCGAAACUCAAUACUUCAACAAGGUAUGGGCAAUCAUGUACUUAACUUCGCUUUGGUUCUGGAAUUCAUCAUUGCCUGUCUACUUUGCUAUGUUCCAGUAUUUGAAAAAACAUUGAGAAUGUAUUCCAUCAAAUUUAUUUGGUGGAUAUAUGCGUUCCCCUUUGGUCUGUUAAUUUUCUUUUUUGAUGAGAGUCGUCGAUUUCUAAUAAGAAGAAAUCCAGGUGGCUGGGUGGAACAAGAAACUUAUUAUUAAUUACAGCUAUGUAUCCAGUUACACCAAUAAAUUUCCGUCGCCGUACUUGUUUAUCUUAA